Messenger RNA from Euleptes europaea (tarantolino), 2663 nucleotides. RefSeq names its product Rho GTPase activating protein 12 (gene ARHGAP12). Lineage: Eukaryota; Metazoa; Chordata; Lepidosauria; Squamata; Sphaerodactylidae. Gene Ontology annotation, cellular component: cytoplasm. Gene Ontology annotation, molecular function: protein binding. The coding region runs from base 75 to 2594 and encodes 839 amino acids. Gene Ontology annotation, biological process: signal transduction; regulation of GTPase activity. The transcript has 17 exons. The record is from RefSeq and is a predicted model, not a curated record.
UGAGGAAUCAAAGGAGAACCACCAUAAUGCAGCUUACCUUUCACCUGGAAAGGUGAAUAUAAAUUUACAAAGAGAUGGCUGACAAAAGUGGGAAAAUUCUUUCAGGGCCGUUAUACAUUGAAGUUGAAUAUGACUACGAGUAUGAAGCAAAGGACAAAAGGAUUGUGAUAAAACAAGGGGAGAGAUACAUCUUGUUGAAGAAGACAAAUGACGACUGGUGGCAAGUCAAAAAGGAUGAGAAUUCCAAGCCUUUUUAUGUACCUGCACAGUAUGUGAAGGAAGUGACUCGCAAAGCACUUAUGCCACCUGUUAAACAAUUGGGUGGACAGCCAAACAGCUCCCUCAAACUUAUGCAUGGCUUACAGAAAUCUACAGAAAAUGUGAAUAAGUCUCCAGAGCUUUCUAGUUUUGGGAAAUCAUCUCCAAUUCAAGUGUCUGGCCUAGUUCGGGAUGCCAAUCAGAAUCUGGGACCAAACAGUAGCCCAGGUCAGACUUUUGGACUGAGCUUGGACCUUGCCCAAAAUAAUGGAAAACUGAAUGAAUUACAUUUCCCUAAAGUUUCCACUCAGAGCAGAGCCUUCUCUUUUUCCUAUUUUCCUUGUUCUGAUUGUGUGGAAAUAGAAAAGACCAGCUUUUUGCAAGAGCAGGCCUGUGACUCAGCAGGAGAAGGUUCAGAAAAAAUCCACCAGGAUUCAGAAUCUGGAGACGAGCUCAGUAGCAGUUCUACAGAACAAGUGCAGCCAACUACUCCACCAAGCCAAGGAAGGCCAGACUCACCAGUUUAUGCUAACUUGCAAGAACUAAAAAUAUCUCAAUCUGCACUCCCACCUAUACCUACAACCCUUCCAAUUCAAAUCAAUGGAGAGUGGGAAACCCACAAAGAUGCUACGGGACGCUGUUACUAUUACAACAAGGGAACACAAGAGAGAACCUGGAAACCGCCACGUUUGACUAGGGAUCCAAGCAUCAGUCGAGGAGACUCUCUGAAUCAGAUUGAUCAAGAGACUCUGUCAUCUCAAGAAAACUGCCACAGUUCUUGUAGCAGCCAGUCAGAUAGUCAGUAUGGCUCUCCUCCCAAAGGGUGGUCAGAAGAAUUGGAUGAACAUGGCCAAAUGCUAUAUACCAGUGACUAUACUAAUGAAAAGUGGAUAAAACAUGUUGACGAACAAGGUCGAUCAUAUUAUUACAAUGCAGAUGGAUCACGAUCAGAAUGGGCCCUGCCAAAAUAUAAUGCUUCUCCGCAACAGCAAAGGGAGAUCAUUAAAAGCAGGAGCCUAGACCGGCGGCUACAGGAACCAAUUGUGUUAACCAAGUGGAGGCACAGUUCCAUUAUGUUAGAUACCAAUGACAAGGAUCCUUCGUCUCCAGUCGCUUCAAAGACCACUUUUCCUGACAGUGAGUCGUCCUCCCCUUCCUCGCCAAAGCAUCAAGCCACAGGCCAAGAGAAAUACGGAUUAUUAAAUGUCACAAAAAUAACAGAAAAUGGGAAAAAAGUUCGGCAAAAUUGGAUGUCAUCAUGGGCUGUAUUGCAAGGUUCAUCUCUAUUGUUUACCAAGACUCAGGGAGGUGGAACCAGCUGGAAGUUCGGAAACCAAUCUAAGCCAGAAUUCACAGUUGAUCUCAGGGGUGCUUUUGUUGACUGGGCUUCAAAGGAGAAAUCCAGCAAGAAGAAUGUGAUUGAGCUGAAAACACGACAAGGAACGGAAUUGUUAAUUCAAUCUGAUAAUGACAUUUCUAUUAAUGAAUGGCUUAAAGUACUUAAUUAUACUAUCAACAACCAGGCGAUGGAAUCUGACGAAGCAUUGGAUGACGAAGUGCCAGACUCUCCUGGGGUGGAAAAACAAGACAAAGAAAAGGACCAUAAAGACUCCAAAAAGCUUCGCUCAAUAAAAUUGUCUGGCAGCAUUGAUUCUUCAGAGCAAAAGAAAACGAAAACGAAACUGAAGAAAUUUUUGACCCGCAGACCCACAUUACAAGCUGUCCGCGAGAAAGGCUACAUCAAAGAUCAAGUGUUUGGUUGCAAUUUAUCCAGCUUGUGUCAAAGAGAAAACAGUACUGUGCCAAAAUUUGUGAAGUUGUGUAUUGAUCAUGUUGAAGAACACGGAUUGGAUGUCGAUGGGUUGUACAGAGUUAGCGGCAAUCUUGCGGUAAUACAGAAGCUAAGGUUUGCAGUUAAUCAUGAUGAAAAACUGGACUUGAAUGACAGUAAAUGGGAAGAUAUCCAUGUCAUCACAGGAGCUCUGAAGAUGUUUUUUAGAGAACUGCCAGAACCACUAUUCACUUAUAAUCAUUUCAAUGAUUUUGUCAAUGCAAUCAAACAAGAGCCCAGACAGCGUGUCCCUGCUGUACGAGAGCUGAUUAAACAGUUGCCAAAGCCAAAUCAAGAUACCAUGCAGGUGCUCUUCAGGCACUUGAAAAGAAUUGUGGAAAACGGAGAGAAGAACCGAAUGACCUAUCAAAGCAUAGCCAUAGUCUUUGGUCCGACUCUGUUAAAGCCAGAAAAAGAGACUUGUAACAUAGCGGUUCACACUGUGUAUCAGAACCAGAUUGUGGAGUUAAUUCUACUGGAAUUGAACUCAAUCUUUGGACGCUGAAUUUCUCCAAACGAAGCUAGCUUUAACGGAAGAAUGCCUGGGCUACAGCAGAAGCGGCAUCUCUUUUUG